AUGCAGAAUAGCAGGACAGUUUGGGAACCACCUCCAAAAUCGGCUUUUAAGCUGAACUUUGAUGCAGCAAUUUUUUCUGAGUUGAACAGAAUUGGUGUUUGGGUUAUAAUCCGUAACUACAAGGGUGAAGUCAUGGCAGCCAUGUCCGCAAGAGGGCCAGCAAUAAAUAGUAGUGAGGAAGGUGAGCUGUUAGCAUGUCGAAAGGUUGUUGAAUUUGCUAUUGACACAGGUUUUUCCAGGUUGGUUCUUGAGGGAGACAAUGUUAAUGUAAUGCAAGCUAUUUCAUCGCAAGAAGCCAACAUAUCUCUGCUGGGGACUGUUGUGGAAGAUAUUAAACAUCUUAUUAGGGGCCUGCAGUGGGUAUCUAUUUCUCACACAAGGCGUAGUGGUAAUAAGGUGGCUCAUGUGUUAGCGCAACAUGCUAGAACUAGUAUUGAGGAUUUGUAUUGGAUAGAGGAUUCCCCUCCUCCAAUCAUUGAACAAUUGUAUCACGAUGCUUGCCUUUUAUAA
Molecule: messenger RNA, 510 nt
Organism: Quercus robur (English oak)
Lineage: Eukaryota; Viridiplantae; Streptophyta; Magnoliopsida; Fagales; Fagaceae
Exons: 1
Coding region: 1-510 (169 amino acids)
Molecular function (GO): nucleic acid binding; RNA-DNA hybrid ribonuclease activity
Source: RefSeq, a predicted model, not a curated record